Neurospora tetraspora is the source of this 1354-nucleotide messenger RNA. RefSeq lists its product as uncharacterized. Gene Ontology annotation, molecular function: protein binding. NCBI's taxonomy places the organism in Eukaryota, Fungi, Ascomycota, Sordariomycetes, Sordariales, Sordariaceae. The record is from RefSeq and is a predicted model, not a curated record. Bases 119 to 1273 code for a protein of 384 amino acids. The transcript is spliced from 2 exons.
ACUUCUCCAAUCCGUAAGCAGGUCGUCGUCCAUAUUUUUCACUCGGUUGCCAAAUUUCUUUUCCAGCUCCCGACUUGCUAACACAAAGCAACCCACAGAAACCCGAACAAGCCUCGCCAUGACAUUAAGUCAUAACCAACCGGAUCAGCCCCCGAUGGCUUCCCUCAUCGACAUCGGCGAGUACGUAAUGCCGGAUAUCCAACAUCCCGAUGAAUCGGACGGAAUGUGCUCGAUCAAAACGACCCCUAUCUCUGGGUCUGAAUAUGGCGGUGACGACCAAAAGGAGCCUCUCAUGCCUAAGGAGUCUUUGCCAACCACCAAGGCGUCCGUCUCUGAAGCCCAUGCAGGCACUCAAAGCAAUCUUGUCCCUUCAAACAAGGUUAUUAUCGCUGAACGCCCUUUCGACGCACGGAAUUCAUUGGAGCUUAGUUUCUCAUACGGCGAUAUUCUGCAUGUCAUCGGUCGUAAGAAUGACCAGUGGUACAAGGCGUUCAACCCUGCACAACCAGACGUUCGUGGUCUCGUGCCUGUCGCAUAUUUCCGAGACGUUGAUUUCUGGGAUACAAAGCUGUGGGGUACAAGGCUGGGUGAGAUAGUGUUUGUGGGGUCUAUUCUGUCUUCUUUCCUUUUUGGGGUUUUCGGGCCUUUCAUCCCCUUUGGUGGGCUUUUCUUUCUGGAUUGGCGGUCGUCUGUUGAGCCUACCACUCCAUGCACCUCGUCGUCUUCCUGCGCGAACAAAGUCCAGAUUCCUCUUUGCGGCCCCACCAAGCCCUACCAGCCGUACCAUCUCCUUCCAGCCUAUAACCAGACCGCCUACGGCAUUCUCGACUGCAACCACAACGCCACCCAUGCCGAACUGUGGCUAUCCUUCUUCGACAAGUCCACCGCAGCCACCCUUGUCCACUUUCACGACAGGGGCGGAAUGCCUAACGAAAUCGACUGCCGGCCCUGGAAGCGUCCGAUGUUGAGGUACACCGAGGCAUCAGGGCUGAACGAAUUCACCCCAGAGGAGUGGGCUAUCCAGUACUUGUUCCUGAAGGAGGACCGUUCCGUGGCCGACUUCGUGAUUCUCCCCAGCUUGGGUAUCGAUACACCGGGUCCGAUCUCGUGCCACAACGAUGAGACAAGUCUCCGUAGACGGUCUCACCAGUAUAUUGUUCAGAUGGAGGUGGUCAGGCAGCAGAUUGCGAGGAAGAGGCAGCUGGAGAUUAAGGAGCUAGAGGACAAGAAGAAGAAGUCGGAGACAACCAGGAAGCCAUCCGGAUUUUUUUGAUGUGGGGAACGUAUCGAUUUGAGUUGAGGCACCAUUGACAAGCAGUUGGCGGAGAGAAGUAAGCCCGAGGAGACAAGGAAC